This is a messenger RNA of Hemibagrus wyckioides, 1816 nucleotides long. RefSeq names its product POC5 centriolar protein homolog (Chlamydomonas) (gene poc5). Lineage: Eukaryota; Metazoa; Chordata; Actinopteri; Siluriformes; Bagridae. The record is from RefSeq and is a predicted model, not a curated record. The transcript is spliced from 13 exons. The coding region runs from base 107 to 1816 and encodes 569 amino acids. Gene Ontology annotation, cellular component: centrosome.
CAGCACGUUAUGUUGGACUUUUCAACAGUUUGAACUUGUGCUUGUGUUUGCUAACGCUGGCGCACAAACAAAAACGAAUAAACUUAAAUCACGCGGAUAAAAAAAGAUGUCCUCAGAUGAUGGUGAGCUGGCCAGUCCACACCUACCUAAGGAUUCAGAUCGGGGCAGCUCAGUGUCUUCUGAACUUCAGGAGGAGUAUGAAGAACUGCUUCGCUUUGCUGUAGUCACUCCAAAGUAUGAUCCAAGUAACCCGUCACGUCUGAUGAGCAGCUCGUUUUCUAUAAAAGCUGCCCAGAAUUCCAGCGCAAUGGAUCCUGCAAGACUCGAGGCGGAAAAUGGGAGACGAUCAUCACCCGUAUGUGAGGUGAUUUCAGCCACCUGUACUUCACAGUUAGAUGGAUCACGACCACAGAGUCGUAUUUCUGAAGGUGAGGAAGUGGAGUCCAGUUCUGAUGAAGGCACACAUACUGACUCUGACAAAUCUGGGAAGAGCAGUCCAGGUCACGUGAUCAACGUAAUGACAGAAAUGUUUGUGUCAGAAGAGAACCUGAACAAGAUGGAGGACAUUUUGGACACAUGGAGCAAUAACCUGAAGAGCAAUGUGAUGACAGAGCUACGGAAAUGGAAAAUAGCCUUCAUGGAGCAGUACAGACUGGAGAUGAUGAAGGAGAGGGAAAAACAUGCUGCUCACGUAGCAGGCAUUAAUGCAGAGAUGGACGGCCUCAAAGACCUGCUCAAUACCUACCAAAUCUCCAAUCAGCGGAAAGAUGAGGUGAUCGUGAAUUUGACACGAGCGGUUGACAGGCAGCGGGAGCGGCUGGAGCUGAUGAGGAGCUUCACCCAGUGGAGACUCCAGCACUGUGCUGCCAAAGAGGAGGCUCAGGCGAGCAGACUGGCAGAGCAGCACUACCAGCUGCAGUUGAAGAAGAAGGCGUGGGCUGCCUGGCAAUCGCUUAUCCAAAGAGGCUGGAGGGAGAGGGCAGAGCGGGCAUGCCGUGCUCGUGCUGAAGAGGUCUGUCUGCAGCUCUCUGCUGACUAUGAGGCUAAACUGGGGGAGCAUGUAGAGGCCCUUCAGAAAGCCCAAGCUGAGAUCCAAAGGCUGCACAAAGAGAAGGAGCGCUAUGAAGACUCCAUGAAGAAGGCAUUCAUGCGUGGUGUCUGCGCUCUCAACAUUGAGGCUCUCAGCAUGUUCCACACUGCAGAUACAGGCAGACAGGAGCAAGAUGCACCACCCUCAGGAGACGAACCCAGUUCUAGCUCAAUGGCCAGUCGUCCACUCUUUACUGCAUCUUCUGCACGCAUGAGCCCAAUCAGCAUGGAGACUCCGGUGCAGCCCGUUCACUCCCACGCUAAAACGGACGACACCGAAGCAAAUCAGCAUAGCUCUCAGCCUGGCUUUAGUACAGCAAGCAGCCGGACAGAUGCACUGCCCUCCACUGCAGUGGUGAACCCCGCUUUAGCACCUGGAGCAAGUUCCCUUCGACAGUUCCCACAGACGAGUGUACGCACAGUAACAGCUGGUCAACAGAAGGCUUCAAAGACUGUGACCGCACGUAUCACCGGACGCUCAGAACUAGCCAAGGCGGUCCGUAACCCUGGCAACCUGCAUGUCAUGGGUGUGGUUCCACCCAUGAGCUCCAUCGUAGUGGAGAGACACCACCCUGUCAAUCAGGUUACCCUCGGUCAGGCAACAGCGGCCAAAUUUCCUCGUUCUGCUCUACAGAGUCACACUGUGUCCAGUACUAAAAGCUCCAGCCAGCCCAGGGGACAGCCGUCCUCCGCAUUUCACAUCCACUCCAUUAAAGUAGUGGACUAA